Molecule: messenger RNA, 1623 nt
Organism: Oryza brachyantha (malo sina)
Lineage: Eukaryota; Viridiplantae; Streptophyta; Magnoliopsida; Poales; Poaceae
Product: katanin p60 ATPase-containing subunit A-like 2
Exons: 11
Coding region: 136-1359 (407 amino acids)
Molecular function (GO): ATP binding; ATP hydrolysis activity
Source: RefSeq, a predicted model, not a curated record
CACUCCUCUCCUCGCCUCGCCGGCUCGCUCCCCCCACCACCGCUGCGGGAGGAGCCGAGGAGAGGAGAGCUCUCGCACCGCCCACCGCGCGAGGGAAGCAGCCUCGCGGUCGCGGGGCGAUCAAAUCCGAUCGCCAUGUCCGGCGGCGACGACGAGCCGUCCAUUACCCGAUGGACCUUCGAGGACUUCGAGCUCCACUACGAGGCUCGCCUCGGCAUCCGCCGCGAGCCCAAGGGGGAUGAAGACGGCGACGGCUCCGAUCACAUCGGGCCGCUUGGAUCCGGCUCCGUGACAAGCUCCCGCCCCGCCGCGGUGCGCGCCAACGGCGGGGCCGACCUGGCCGUCUUCGAGCAGUACGAGCGGCUGGAGAGGAAGGUGGAGCUGCGGAAUGGAGCAAUUGAUGCUGGGCCUCCGCAGAAAUCUCUACUUCCUUCUUUUGAAUCUGCAGAAAUGCGCAACUUAGCUGAGACAUUGUUGAGGGAUAUAAUUCAUGGAAGUCCAGAUGUCAAAUGGGAAAGCAUUAAAGGUUUGGAGAAUGCGAAGCGUCUUCUGAAAGAAGCAGUUGUGAUGCCUAUAAAAUACCCCAAGUACUUCACAGGUCUGUUAUCACCUUGGAAAGGUAUAUUACUUUUUGGUCCACCAGGAACAGGAAAGACAAUGCUAGCAAAAGCUGUGGCUACUGAGUGCAAAACCACCUUCUUCAAUAUUUCAGCCUCAUCAAUUGUCAGCAAGUGGCGUGGUGACUCGGAGAAACUAGUGAAAGUCUUAUUUGAGCUUGCAAGGCAUCAUGCACCAUCCACCAUUUUUCUUGAUGAGAUUGAUGCUAUUAUUAGCCAACGUGGCGAAGCUCGUAGUGAACAUGAAGCCAGUCGGCGAUUGAAGACUGAACUACUAAUACAGAUGGAUGGGUUAACUAAGACAGAUGAUCUUGUUUUUGUUCUGGCCGCCACAAAUUUGCCAUGGGAAUUGGAUGCAGCAAUGUUGCGUCGUUUGGAGAAACGUAUUCUUGUGCCUUUACCAGAACCAGAAGCUAGACAUGGUAUGUUUGAAGAGCUCUUACCAUCUAUUCCUGGCACAAUCAAGAUUCCAUAUGAUGUUCUUGUGGAGAAAACUGAAGGAUAUUCAGGCUCUGAUAUACGCCUCGUGUGCAAGGAGGCCGCAAUGCAACCCCUUAGAAGGUUAAUGGCGGUUCUUGAAGGAAGGCAAGAAGAAGUACCUGAGGAUGAGUUGCCUGAAGUUGGUCCAGUAACGACAGAAGAUAUUGAGCUUGCAUUGAAGAAUACGCGGCCGUCUGCUCAUCUUCAUGUACAUAGAUACGAAAAAUUCAAUCAAGAUUAUGGCAGUCAUGUCCUCAGCUAAAGGCGAGUUGCAAAAGCAAGGUUAUUUUCCCAACUUAGGUUGCUGAGUUUUCCUCUUUGAAGUUUGAACUGUUCCCCAAGCAUAUGUGGAAAUCCUUCUGACGGGAUCUCGUCGAUACGACUUUUGAUUUGCACCUGGUUGAUAGAAUGCUGAAUUACCAGUGAUGUAUUUAUGUAUCAUGUAUAUGAUCAUUUAUUUGACGAGUAAUAAGUUCUUUGGGUAAUCUUUGCCCAUUUGGAAUACGAUAGAUUGUACUGGUACCAA